AGCAGCAGGACAGCUGAGCAGGGAGAGUCGGGCUGUGAGGAGCCAGUGCGUCUGCAUGUAUCUGCGUGCGUCUGCGUGCGUCUGCAUGUAUCUGCGUGUGUCUGUACCUUUCUGAGGGGACAUCGAUGUUUCUGUCAGAACGUGUAGCAUCCAGGCCACAGGACCUGCUUGUAUCCAUAGGCCUUCCAUGCCUCCGCAUGUCUGAGUCUCUCUCAGACCAGUGACGCCUCCCGGGAGCCUUCGGGAGGGGUGAGCGCACUUUAAAUUGCUGCCUGAGAGUUAUUUCGGGCUGUGUGAAUUUUGCUGUGGGUGCACGAGGGCCAUCUCUGGGGUUAUGAUGCGUGCGAAGGGCAGAGACUCUUUGAGGGGGUCUGCGCAGGGCUCCGGCCGCGUGCGGGCGUGCCCAUCCUAGUCUGCGUGCUGCGAUGCGUGUACUCCCAUGAGCGCUGGGCGGCGCGGUGGCCAGGAACCUGCCGCUCUGUGUCCGGCGCCCCCCCUCUAUGGAUCCCCGGUUCUGGCUGUGCCUCAUGAAGCGAUUCUGCCCGUGUCUCUGCGGACUUGCGAGCCAGGACUGGAGUAAAAGCGACGAGAGGCUGUUGCAGGCGGUGGAGCAGAAUGACCUGGAAAAAGUCGCCGCCCUGCUGGUGAAAAAAGGACUCUGCGCUUCCAAACUAGAUGGAGAGGGGAAGUCGGCGUUCCAUGUGUGUGCGGCCCAGGGUCGCCUGGACUGUCUGGAGAUCAUCCUGUCCCAUAACGUGGACGUCAUUGCCACAGACAGUGCUGGCUCCAACGCCCUUCACCUGGCAGCCAAGAACGGGCACUCUGAGUGCGUGAAGAGGCUCUUGCAGGAGAGGGUGUCUGUGGACUCCACCGACUGUUUCGGUAGGACAGCUCUGCAUCAUGCCGUGGUCUGUGGUUGCCUGUCCUGCACUGAGAUUUUGUGGGAUUUCAAGGCGUGUCUUGAUGCUCAGGAUGGGGACGGGGCUACACCGCUGUUGCUGGGUGCACAGAUGAGCCGCGUGGAACUGUGUGCCUUCCUAUUGGAUCGUGGGGCCAUGGCCAACCUGCAGGACAACCAGGGCCGGACGGCCCUCAUGCUGGCCUGUGAGAGCGACAGCGUGGAGACGGUGGAGGUGCUGCUCAGGGGUGGAGCCAACCCUCUGCAGACCGACGCCCUGGGACACAGUGCCGCUCACUACAGCGUCGUUUCCGGCAACCGGUACAUCACACGCCUCCUGCAAGACGCAGCCAAGGAGGGCGCAGGAGAGGAGCCUCCGCCGCCCCCUCCGCUGCCUGGCCGCUCCACACCCCGCAAGCGGAAGGCCCCCCCUCCGCCCAGCUCCCCUUCUCAGGGCUCUUCAACUUCCCCGGAGCCACAGAGGCCCUCUCCGGCUGCUCAAUCCCCUGACAUACAGCGCCCCCCUCAGGCCAGCCUUACGGAGGAUGAGGAGGUGUUCGAAGAGAUCCGAAGGCUGAGGCUGGAACGGGGACGCCUGCUUCAGAAAAUCAAGGGACUGGAGCAGCAGCAGCAUAGCGCCCACUCUGCACUGGAGGAGCUGUGUCUGCUGAGGGAGCGGCUUGGGCAGGCCGAAGCCGACCGAGAGCGGCUGACGGCAGAGAUGGAGGAGCUGAGAGGGCUACAGGCGGCCAGCGACUCGGAGGACAUGGAGGACAUGCUGGACUUCCCGGGUGCGGACCGACUGCUCUCCAGACGUUCCCGGGCUUCCGAUCCUGAGUCGGAACCAGGCCAGGCUGACGCCGCCUCCCAUGGAGAGUCUGAGUCUUCCUCCGGCCCUCGCAGCCGGAAGGAUCUGGAGGCUUUGGUGGAGAAGCUCACUGCCCAGAAUACUGAGCUGGUCCUCAAAGUCAAGAUGCUGGAAACGUUCGAGAAGGACGACACUGACAUGCAGAGCUCCGGGCCGGACUUCGUGCCCACGGUGCUCUAUGACUCCCUGAGGAAGGAGUUCGAUGAGCUGCAGGAGCGCUACUCCCAGGCCCAGGCUGUGGCCGAGGCCUCCAGCGUGACAGGAGAACAGGGAUGCAUUCAGGAGAUGGAGGGGGAGCAGGGUGAGGCUGAGAGUGCCGGCGAGCUGAAGGAGAAGCUGAAGGAGAUGGAACAGCGGCUGGCUGAGACCCAGACAGAGUUGGAGGAGCUGAAGGAGCAGGUUCAGGUGGGGGUCUUCUCCGUGGAGCUCAGUGAGGGCCAGCACCCUGGCAUGCAGCAUCUGAUGGAGCGGGUGAAGGAGCUGGAGGAGGCCCUGGCAGAGAAGCAGAGAGAGGAGGACGCCACAAUGAAGAGGCUUUUGGAGAGGGUGCACGAGCUGGAGUCCACCCUGGAACAGAGGGAGGCGCAAGGGGAGAGCGAGGGAGGAGGUGACAGAGAGCAGGAAGGAGAGGUGGUGCGUAGGCUGCAGGGCAAAGUGGAGGAGCUGCAGGCUGAUCUCCAGGAGUGCGUCCCCCGGGUGGAGCUCGAGGAGAUGCAGCUGACCAUGGGGCUGCAACUGGAGCAGCUGGCCAGUGAGCGUGCAGAGGCCUCACUGCGGCUAAACGACGCACUGUUGGAGCUGGAGAAGCUGCGGCCCCCUCCGCAGGGCGACGGGGAGGACGAUGAGGACGAGGAGGAGCAUUCUGAGGGAUCAGAUCCCUCCAUCACAUCAGAUCGCUCUGUUCAGAUGUCCGCCGGCAGCACCCUGGCUGCGGUGAGAGAGGAGCUGGAGGUAGCGCGACAGGAGGCGGCUCAGGCCCUCGACUGCCUGUGCGCAGAGCGGGAGGGACGGGCACAGGACGCCCUGCAAAUGAAGGAUGCAGUACCACUGUCCCAGCACCAGGAGGCGCUGUCCGCACUCACCAGUCAGCUGGAAGAAGUUGCUCAGGAGCUCGAGGCAGAAAGACACAAGCAUGGACACACUCAGCAGGAAGUAUCCAGGCUGGAGGCGGAACUGCAGACCACGAAACGGGACUUUAUAUCCAAAGAGGAGCAUGAAAAAGUCAAGACGGCGCUAGAGCGCUCCCUGCAGGACAGUGAGAGCAGUGUGCAGGCAGCCCAGGAUGUGCUAAGUGAAAAGGAGGCGGAGCUGAAGGAACUUAGGUCCCAGAGGGCUGCCGAGCGGGGCAUGGUGUCCAAGGAGGACCACGAGGCUCAGCGGGUCUCCCUGCAGGCCGAGAUCAACGCCCUGGGCGCCCAGAUGGUGGAGCUCACACGCAAGCACGAGAAGACCUGCACGGAGGUGUUCCAAGUGCAGAGGGAGGCCCUGUUCAACAAGAGUGAGCGCCAGGCAGCGGAAGAGCAACUGGUGGCCACUCAGAAGCAGCUGGUGGACCUGCAGGCCCAGUCCAGCCACGUGCAGGAACUGCACAAGGGCAUCCAGGACUCUCAAGGCCUGAUCAAGGAGAAGGACCGCAAGAUCACGGAACUGUCCAAGGAAAUAUUCCGCCUCAAGGAGGCUCUGGGAGCUCUCUCUCCCCCUCUGGGCCUGUCCUCUUCAGGCUCCUCCAGCCAGCAGGUGGCGCUGCAGAACCACGUGACCGUACUUACGCAGCAGCUCCAGGAGUGGGAGCAGAAGCACCGGGCCGUGGUGUCUGUGUACCGCGCUCACCUGCUGUCAGCUGUGCAGGGUCGAAUGGACGGGGAGGUGCAGGCCUUGUUACUGGAGAUCCUCAGGAUGUCACAGAAGGAGCAAGGCUGAAAGCUGCACCCCCGAAUAGACCUCCUCCUACUGAAAACCAACCUUGUGCCGCAGCGGACUAGUUACGGCGUAAAACCGUUAGAUGGAAUAUAUUAGUUGUCGGACCCAAGAAGAGAAUUCUGAUUCAUCACCUUUGCCCCCUGACAACAAUAGUGCAAUGAGGCGUGACAGUCUUGUCUGAAUCACUGACAGGUAGCGAUUUCAUGCCUUCAUUUCCAGCCACCCGCCUGACUUUCUUUUGUAUUAUAUUCCUACAAUAAAGAGAGAUGAUGACCUGCAA
Paramormyrops kingsleyae is the source of this 3966-nucleotide messenger RNA. The record is from RefSeq and is a predicted model, not a curated record. NCBI's taxonomy places the organism in Eukaryota, Metazoa, Chordata, Actinopteri, Osteoglossiformes, Mormyridae.